Messenger RNA from Microsporum canis CBS 113480, 1668 nucleotides. RefSeq lists its product as hypothetical. Lineage: Eukaryota; Fungi; Ascomycota; Eurotiomycetes; Onygenales; Arthrodermataceae. The record is from RefSeq and is a predicted model, not a curated record. The transcript is spliced from 9 exons. Bases 1 to 1668 code for a protein of 555 amino acids.
AUGCGCUUUUUUUUCCCUUUCUUCGUCAACUUGAAGACUGAUGGGAAGAGACAGGAUUGCUCCUGGCUCUAUCCAGGUAUAAUGGUCGAUAGAGCUGAAUAUUUUCUCCCUUACCACGAGCCAGGUAUCAGGACGAUUCUUGUUCAAUCUUCGCUGAUCAAAGCCUUUGAUAGCUUGAUAUUUUGUGGCUUCAUUACCUGGGGAACCCCAGGAGCAAAAUGGCUAGACAUGAGCUCGCAAGACACCAUCGUUCAACUCGGAUAUUUGGGUGUUUUCCUAUAUUCAAUUAUUUUCAUUAGCUCACAGUUACAAAGGAGGAUUGGGCACCGACUUUCGGUCCCUGAGGGCGAAUAUCGCCCUGUCGGUGGCUGUGGCAGUUACAGGGGUAUGUUUCCCCAUGGGUAUUGCUUUGUGCUCCAGCCACUCGCCGAGGCAACGCCGCUUCAAGCGUUUGCUGCCGGUGCAGCACUAUGCUCUACUAGUUUAGGGACUACUUUUACCAUCUUAAAUACGAGCGGGCUGUUAUCCACCCGCCUUGGUACAGUAUUAAUUAUCUCUAAUCUCGGAAAAGCCAACGUAUCAUUUAACCCUGUUUCGGUUAUUAGGCCUCUUGCCGUGUCCUUCGGCUUAACUAUCACCGUCCCACUGGUAUGCAGGUUCAUCGUGAAGCCGUUGACCUUGAUGUUCAAUAAAAUAAGGCAAUCAAACACAGAUGGUUAUGUGAACAGGCCAUCUCGAAUGACUUAUACUCCUUUCAUCCUGCAUACAUUCAUAUUCUUUGGACUUGUAACUAGUGCUACCAUUGCGGGUACAUCCAACCUCUUUGCCGCUUACUUGGCCGGAGCCUCAAUUAGUUGGUGGGAUAGUGAGGUUUCUCAUCCAGAGGUGUCUACAAAGAACAAAUCAUCUACAUUUCUAAACUACAAUCCCAAAAUAGCACUGCUCUGGUGCAACCCUGACAGUUUUACAAGCAGCUGUCAUGUAUCCUUGAAAAAUGGCGGCUUGGAUAUAUAUCACAAAUAUUACGCUCCAGUUACAGCGUAUAUCUUGAAACCAUUAUUUUUCGUAUGUUUCCCAAUCAACGAUAUGUUCCAUAGCGAAACUGUAUGGAAAGGCAUUGUCUUUUCGAUUCUAAUGUUACUCGGUAAGGUAAUCACCGGUAUAUGGCUUAUGCGUUUGAAUAUAUCUUGGCCAAAGCCCUAUAUACCGAAGAGUAUCCGUUCAGUCAUGGCAGGCCCUGUGAUGUGCUUCAAGCGGACUUCGAAGGAGCAGAAGUGCAAAAGAGCACCAAUGGAUGAGGUAGGACAAGGCAGAAGGCCGAUUUCGAACAAUUCUGCGUCAGAGUCCUCCAAUCCCAAUUAUCCUUCAUCCACCCCUUCCAGAAUUAAAAAGCCACUAUCACUUUAUCCAGCAGCCAUGCUAGGCACAGCCAUAGUUUCUUGUGGCGAGAUAGGAUUUUUAAUAGUGUCUCUAGCUGAAACAAAUGAUCUUUUCAGUUCUCACGGAGAGUUAUAUCUGAUAGUUACUUGGGCCACUGAGUACAAGAAUAUUAACCAGGAGAGUCAGGAGACUAUAGAGGGAAAGGUAAAGAGUUCUAGGAGUAAUAGACCCUUUGGGGCAAUGGGGUAUUUAACAAAGUCAUUAAAGUCUCAUCAUAGGGUUAAAUAG